This is a messenger RNA of Aspergillus fischeri NRRL 181, 2373 nucleotides long. Its product is annotated as putative beta-glucosidase. Gene Ontology annotation, biological process: glucan catabolic process. The transcript has 3 exons. Gene Ontology annotation, molecular function: beta-glucosidase activity. Lineage: Eukaryota; Fungi; Ascomycota; Eurotiomycetes; Eurotiales; Aspergillaceae. The record is from RefSeq and is a predicted model, not a curated record. The coding region runs from base 1 to 2373 and encodes 790 amino acids.
AUGUAUCUGCUACCAAAAGCACUGUUUAUAGCAACUGUACUGGGAGCACGGACUAAUACUCACGAUAAUCCAGCUGAAUCCGUUAUCAUUACAGCCGGCGAUGCAAUCAAUGCAACUCAAUGGGAUGCCGCGCUUGCCAAAGCAAAUAAUCUCAUUGCGCAAAUAAGCCUAACAGAGAAGGCGUCGAUUGUCACCGGCACGGCUAAUGGAAGCUGCAUCGGAAACAUCGCUCCCAUUGAACGUGUCGGUUUUGGAGGGCUCUGCUUGUCUGAUGGGCCGCAGGGCCUGCACCUCGCAGAUCUGGCCAGCGUCUUUCCCUCGGGGUUGACUGCAGCAGCCACAUGGGAUAGAGUGCUAAUUGGGCGGCGAGGGCAGGCGAUGGGAGCCGAGUUUCGCGGCAAAGGUGCCAAUGUCAUGCUUGGUCCCUCGGCCGGUCCCCUCGGGCGCAGCCCAUGGGGAGGACGUAACUGGGAAGGGUUCUCCCCUGAUCCUUAUCUCUCAGGCGUUGCCAUGCAGGAGACUAUCCGCAGCGCGCAGGCUGUUGGUGUGCAGGCUUGUGCCAAACACUAUAUUGGCAACGAACAAGAAACACAUCGUACGAAUUCUGAAAUUAAUGGGGUAGACGUUGCCGGUGUCUCAGCCAUUAUCGAUGACAGAACUCUGCAUGAGCUCUAUCUCUGGCCGUUUGCAGAUGCCGUCAAGGCUGGUGUUGCAUCAAUGAUGUGCAGUUACAACAGAGUCAGCCUGACGUAUUCCUGCGAAAAUUCUUCGCUCCUCAAGAAAAUUCUGAGAGAUGAGCUGGGCUUCCAAGGGUACGUUAUGUCGGACUUUUUUGCGACGCAUUCUGGACCCUUCGCCAUCAACGCCGGCCUAGACCUAAAUAUGCCCGGCUAUCUAUCGGAGACUGAUUUCACCCAUUCGUACUUUGGAACCAAUGUGGUUUCUGGUAUUCGUAAUGGAACUAUUCCUGAAUGGCGGUUGAAUGAAAUGCUCCGUCGAAUCCUGACGCCAUACUACUAUUUCAGCCAGGACCAUGAGUACCCUACAAUAGACCCAUCCUCUUACGCGGUGACCGCAGCAACCUACGGUAUCCUUCCUGCUGGUGAGGCCACACCAGCGGGUCGAGAUGUUCGGGGUAAUCACUCUUUGUUGAUCCGCGAAAUAGGCUCGGCAGGCACUGUGUUGUUGAAAAAUGUGAACAAAACACUUCCAAUUCGGUCAGCCGCGGUCAUUGGAGUCUUCGGUAACGAUGCCCCAGACGUCACUGGAGGUCUUCUUUACCCGAACAACAACUACGGGUCUGAGAUUGGGACCCUCGUCGUCGGCGGCGGGUCAGGCAGCGGCCGUUCCUCUUACAUUAUUUCGCCCCUCGAGGCCAUCAAAGCACGCGCAAGGGAUGAGGGCUCUCGCGUGGUCUAUCUCACAGACAACAACCUCAUUGCGGAGGGGAACUUUAACAGCAUCUACCCUCGGCCUGAUAUUUGCUUGGUUUUCCUCAAGACCUGGGCCCAGGAAGGAAUUGACCGGCAGAGUCUAGAAGCAGACUGGAAUUCCACUCUCGUCGUCAAUAAUGUUGCCUCUAUCUGUCCCAGAACCGUCGUUAUCACACACACGGGUGGUGUGAAUAUAAUGCCCUGGGCAGAUAAUGAGAACGUCACUGCCAUCCUCGCUGCGCAUUACCCUGGGCAAGAGUCUGGAAAUUCCAUCACUGACAUCCUAUGGGGAAAUGUGAACCCUUCGGGAAAGCUACCUUACACAAUCGCAAGGGACAGCUCUGACUAUAACACCCCUAUUCUCAAUCUAAGCGGCCCAGCAGCUGCUCGUUCCGACGCGUGGCAAGUCAAUUUCACCGAGGGAUUGAUGAUCGAUUACCGGCAUUUCGAUGCGCACAACAUCGCCCCGCUGUACGAAUUUGGCUACGGUCUCAGCUACACGACCUUUGAUAUCGUGUCUAAUGUCUCCGUCCAGUAUACCGAUGCAGCAAAGCGCGGGAUCUCCGCCUUGUCGACACCCGCCUCGCACAACACCAGCCAUGCAGGCGGCAACCCGGAUCUUUGGGCCGACCUGCUUCACGUCACAACAACGGUGUCAAAUACCGGGGAUGUAUCCGGCGCCACUGUUGUCCAACUUUACCUCUCCUACCCGCGCGACUCUAUGCCACCAGGAACUCCAGUGAGGGUUCUCCGUGGCUUCGAGAAAGUGACUCUGGAGCCAGCACAGCAGGAAAAUAUUCAUUUCUCUCUCCGACGCCGCGAUCUCAGCUUCUGGGACACUGUACAUCAGAAUUGGAGGAUUCCGGAGGGUCAAUUGCAGCUCAGCGUGGGCUUCAGCUCCAGAGAUCUGCGUUCUUCAACCCUGGUGAAGCUGACAUAG